Molecule: messenger RNA, 756 nt
Organism: Coffea arabica (coffee)
Lineage: Eukaryota; Viridiplantae; Streptophyta; Magnoliopsida; Gentianales; Rubiaceae
Source: RefSeq, a predicted model, not a curated record
AUGGCUGGUGAAGAGGUGAUUUUGUUGAGUGUCUAUGCGAGCAUGUUCAGUAUGAGGGUCAGAAUAGCACUAGCUGAGAAGGGUGUCAAGUAUGAACUCAAGGAAGAGGACUUGACGAACAAGAGCCUGCUUCUUCUUGAGAUGAAUUCUGUUCACAAGAAAGUUCCAGUUUUGCUUCAUAAUGGAAAGCCAAUACUUGAGUCCCUUAUAAUUGUCCAGUACAUAGAUGAGGUAUGGCAUGACAAGAAUCCAUUGGAACCAUCUGAUCCUUAUGAGAGGGCUCAAGCAAGGUUCUGGGCUGACUUUAUUGACAAGAAGUUACAAUGGGCCGCUAAAGGGGAAGAACUGGAGGCAGCCAAGAAGGAAUUCAUAGAGGCUCUCAAGGUACUAGAAGGGGAACUUGGAGAUAAGCCUUACUUUGGUGGUGAAGAGUUUGGAUAUGUAGAUGUGGCUUUGAUUCCUUUCUACAGUUGGUUCCAUGCCUAUGAGACUUGUGGAAACUUCAAAAUUGGGGCACAAUGCCCAAAGUUUGCGGCUUGGGCUAAAAGGUGCAUGCAGAGGGAGAGCGUGUCCAAGUCCCUUGCUGAUCCUGAAAAGGUUUAUGACUUUAGAGCACUCACUGGAUUGCAAAUCUUUUUUAUUAUUUACAUGUUUGAUUUUUAUUGCCUAAAUUCCCUUGAUUUCAUCAGAUCACAGGUUAGGUUACUUCUUAACUUUGUCAUCAGGAUCAGUAGUAAACAAGCUGUCUGCUACUAG